Messenger RNA from Amoebophrya sp. A25, 2284 nucleotides. NCBI's taxonomy places the organism in Eukaryota, Dinophyceae, Syndiniales, Amoebophryaceae. The record is from the annotation of a GenBank genome assembly.
GCUCAUGCAAUUAUCACAAGCAUGCACCGAUCUUCUUCAAACAAUGAGCUUGAUUCCCUUACUUCACCUUAUGGACUAAAGAGUGGACUGGAAUCUCCUUGAUUGCGGGAACCAAUGAAUUACAUGAGCUUGUGCACCACUUAUUCCAAAUCCAAUGUUUAGCUGCCUGAAGACUGGGAAUACAUUUCCGACACAGUUGCAGGAUUUACAGAGGACACUGUGUGCGAUGAUGUGUGCGAUGCUUUUUAUGUUGAGCACUACAGCAUGAUCUUUUCAAACAACUUUUUUACGACUUUCACUAAGAUACAAGUUGUUCUUUUUUAUUUUUGCACAACAUCAUCACCAUACUACUACUACUACACCGAUUCCACCCAAUGAAUGUAAUUCCCGAAUUUUUACCCUUUUCAACCUGUAUCAUGAACAAGAACUAUACAAGAUGAUGCGUUUCCUUGUUGCAUCGCUGCCGCUUUUUGUUUUCUUGGGCGAUGAGGCGCUUGCUGCGGGUUUGUAUGAUGGAACGAGUUUCCCGUAUUCGACGACUUUCGGAUCGAUAAAUCAGGAGGAACCUCGAGUGCCUAACGUUGCUACCGCAUUGACUGCUCUAGAGGGUGAUGUCCGGCCACGAAGGCUUACAGGAUCGCCUAGUAGCCGUGCGCCGAUCAUUUACGUUGAAGUCAUUACUGAGUCUCUCCUGCCUCACGGACCAGAAGAACCAUGGGUAGAAGAUGUUCAUCGCGGACUAGGUCAAGUGGUCGAGGUCGACCAUCAGUUACAGCUGCUCGAGCAAGAUGUUGAGAGUAGCAGCUUCACUGUCGGAGGCGGCGGCGGAGUAGCACCGGACUUCGCUGGAGGCAUUGCUGUCGCCGAUAGGACUUGCAAGAUGUCGAUUAGGAGCUGGUGGAGCGAGGAGAGGGUUCUCGACACCUUACAGGACUAUGCGCUGCAAGCUGAGAGGACACGCGGGAUUCUAAGCGAUGUGGUGAUUGACAGCCAAAGCGAUUACGCAUUCCUCACACGGCCACACGAAGACGGUAUUUUUAGUGGAGGGUCCCACGAAAUACAGCCACUGCCACUGCGUGAUGAUGCUAUUGACGAAGAAGAGCCAGACGCAGACGACCGCUUCGAGGGCUCCUUAGGGUCAAGUGCUGCUGGGUCAGCUCCAGGCCCAGACGAUCCGGAUGAGGCAGAGUGCGAAGCGAUAAGAUGCGCGCAUGCACUUCCUUCUUCUUCUCGACGGCCAACGAGCGCCAUACCCUUACUGUCGAGUAAAAUGCUUGAAAAAUUGGAUGAUUCACUCAGAGAAGAUGAAGUGUCCGUCUCUGCUGCGUCCCGACGCCGAGACUCAACCAGUGGCUUCGGCUUGGAAGCACGUAGCGGAGAACGAGAAGGACAUGACAUCAUGAAAACCAGUGAGUGCACACCGGGCGACGCUGAAAACCCGAAUAUAGAAGCGCAUUUAUCGGAACAAGCAGGUUGCCUAAAUAGAAGAACGUACGACGCAAGCCCACACGCAUGGCGGUUUAAAUACUUGAUGCGCGAUCGGGUGCCUCUGGAGGCGCAAACAACAGACAGUCCCCUAGACCCGGGCGUGAACAAGCUUGUGCUGAUUGAGAGGUUCCCUGCUGGCGAAGAUGAGGCACCAGAGGACGAGCUUGUCUCGAACACAAGGCAUGAGCUGCUGGAAAUAGCAGGGGUCAGUCGCACUAGUCUUGCACACGCAGAGCGGCAGUCGCACUUCCACGACGGUCGAGUUUACAGGCGCCACCACUUUAUGACCAGGAUUUACAUUCAGAUCUUCAGGAUCAGGCACGGCCAGUAUUAUAAAAUGCUAUACUUGUGGUGAUGGCUCGACUUGUCUCUUCGUGUCACUGCGUAAUAUCUGAAGCUGUAUAGUCAGGUGGUUGAUGUUUUGGCACUGAUUAUGAUUUUACAGAGAUCACACAGACACACGGGCUCGAAUGUAGAAUUGGGCAAAUGCACACCUCUUGAGUGAUUUUCUAGCAGCGUGUUCUAGAUCAUUUAAGAUUCGCUCAUUGUCCCCCAACGAUGCUCCCGCUCUUUCAUACUCCUUCUUCCGGUCGAUAGCUUCUUGCGGGUACUUCCUGAACCACACAACAGUAUCUGGAGCGACUACUUCGAAAGCAUGCUGCGAAUUGUCCAAGCUUCUCACGAUUUGGGCACAGACCCUGAUCCUCCGCAGCGUCCUCCUGAUGUCGAAGGAAGCCACAAGGAAACUCGUGUUCGAGAGGGGAAUAUCGAAGACCUCAGAUUCCUUGGCCAAUGA